GUGGUGUUGACCUUGCCUCGAAAAGAAAGAGAUGCAGUAGCGACCGUGAUUGUAACCCUGAGCCUUGAAGACAUAAACGGUCGGACAAUUCGCGCCAUCAAUAUGGUUCAAAACGACUCGCCAUGUCCCUUACCAUUCUCAAUGACCCUUUCUCGAGCGAUGCGAUCACUGCAAUCUCUCCUCUCGACGUCAACGCCGACACAGUCUGGGAUGGCUUCCGCCUCAAUAAAAGUCUCAACAGCGGACGCCUUCGGCUGAACGAGACGAAGUCGGAGUCACUGCCACCUUUCAAGUCAGAUGUCCUCCAACUUAACCUUGAAGAUGUUCCUCUGCCGGAUUUGUCGAGCGCGCCCUCAAUUUCCUCUUCUGGAGCCGUUAGCGAGCCAGACCACGACACACAGCGCGACCAUGAGGACGAUGAGGCGGCCACUGUCUGGAUACUACCUGAAGUAAUAGGAAAGAAGGCGAGCACCGAACUGAUAUCUUGGGAUACGUUCUUGAACAGACAGCAUGCGGAACUGCCUUCUGGAUAUAUCAGCGAAGCAGGUCCCAGAACUUUUGCUACCAUCGUCGCAGCAACGAGCUCGACCGUUGGUGCGAAGAACGUCAAGUCCGAUGUCCUUCUCAAUGCGUUUUUUGAACUUGGCAUGGGAAGAAGUUCUGCCCUCUUUGACUGGAAUGAGCAAGAGCGAAGGUUCACAAGGAGGUUGGAGGCUUUCACGGCAGAGGGAUACAGUGCGCAUCUUGUACAAGAUCUAUUCGAGACAACUGCUCGAAUUGGCACGUCCAGCAAGACCCUGGCUGAGACCUUUCAAGUCUCCGUCGGCCUCUCCUCUCCAUGUCAAGUGGCUUUCCUGGCAGCGUCGAAGGCCGCGCUGCAUGCCGGUCACGUACACCUCGAGGCGUCAAGGCCCACCAUCAAGUCCCUGCUGCAGCUGAAAGCCAUGAUGUCGAAAGUGGAAGGCCUGGUGGCUACGUUGAAGCAAUGUAAUGAUGCUGUGCAGCUCUGCAGGACUGACGACGCUCUCCUGUCUGUUGUCACCAAAAGAGCAGCUCUUGCAUCCUUCUCAUAUUCUGGUGUCGAAGGGAUAUUGCAGUCAAUCUUUGCAAGGACAUGCCGGCCGUUGCUAGAGCAGCUUAGUGUUGAAAUCGGACUCAGCAGUCCACAACAAGCUGACGACGACAGUAUGUCGCUAGGGAUGAGCUCACCAAACGAGCGAGUAUGGAACAGUAUCUUUCAUCCAGAUGUCUCGGGGUUAAUCUCCGAGACCCGACAGACCUUGGUACUGUUGAAGCUAUACGCGCCAGACUGUCCUAUCUUGGCCAAUUCGGAAUCCAGACCAUCGAGCCUCUCAACUCUUGAGAUCGUCUAUACCAUCAAUGCCCUGUCAGGUCUUCAAGCUCGGUCCGCAGCAUAUGAGGAUGCGAGAAGCUCACUGCUUACCUCAGCCAAAUCCUCGACUACCACCAGCUUACUGGUAACGCCAGCUUCUGAUAGCUUUGGGCUGGAUGGUCCGGAUCCUGUUCAAUUCGAUCCCGUCGACCCAUUCCACCUCGACUUGAAUUUCUUCGCGCCAGAUAGAAUUCUGCUGGGCAAAACGGAACAAGAUGAGUUGCACGACAGAGUCUUGUCCUGUCUUGGAACCUCGGAAUUCGACGACGCGCCUUUUCAAGUGGACAUAGAGCAAGCUUUACCUCUAUCUGUCACGCCUCUCAUAUCAGCACAACACCGCCUUCUGUCGUAUUCAGUCCUCGAAUUACUUUUCCAAAAGUACAAUCUCGUCGAGCACAUCAACAUGCAGCGACAAUUUCACUUUCUGAGCAAUUCAUCCUUCAGCUCGCGACUUGGAAUAGCGCUCUUCGACCCCGAUCAGAGAACCGGCGAAACCCAGAGACGGACAGGAGGCUCUACAGGACUUCGUUUGCAAGCUCGGGACACAUGGCCUCCUGCAAGCUCAGAGCUGAGACUUGUGCUUAUGGGCAUUUUGUCGGAUAGUCUUGCAUCGACCAAAGGUCGCUCUAUUGAAGAUUCGAUAUCAUUCGCCAUCAGAGAUAUGUCUUCGGACGAGCUUGAGAAAUGUCGAGAUGUCGACUCCAUCCAUGCCCUGGACUUCCUUCGACUCCAAUACAAGCCACCGAACGAUGUUCUCGGCACAGUCCUUACUCCGGACGCGCUGGAGAAGUAUGAUCGAGUAUUCCAGCUGCUUCUACGCAUUUUAAGGGUGCACAAAUUGACACAGAGCCUGCUGCGGGAAAGUGAGCCUGCAGAGCACAACGUAGUGUUCGAAAUGCAUCACUUUAUCACGACUUUGGCAGACUAUUGCCACAACACUGCGAUCGAGUUGCACUGGCGUAGAUUUGAGGAUGUUCUGCGCAAUGUCAAAGCACAUCUUGUCAACAAGGACUACGACAACACGCUUUGUAUGGUUAAGAGUCAAGACUAUCUCCGAGUACUGCAUGAGAGGACUUUGGACUGCAUCCUCCAUGGCGUGUUCUUGAAGAAGAGAAAAUCCGGCGUUCAGCGUCUGCUGGACGAUAUUUUCUCGACGAUUCUUCAAUUCGCCGCGCACCGGCGGCCGACGCACAAUACUGAUGACACGACUGAUGGGUUCAUGAUGAAACGAAAGGAAUUACAGGCUCGCUUUAGAGACCAGGUUAAACGGUUCAUUGAUGCGCUGGGUGGUCAAAGUCGGGCAGAAGCGCCCUCUCUGCACCAGGGGUUUGCCGGAGAAUAUACUAACAAUGAUGUGAAUUUGCCCGAGUAUCUGCUUCUCCGGCUAGACAUGUCUGGAUAUUGGACUAGAAGGAGCCAUGGACGAGGGAUAUCACAUAUUGACUUAUAAUUGAACACAUGUCCCAACCAUUCCGAGUAGCCUGAAAGGAUGUUGGCAAUGAUAGAUGGUGGUGUAUGUAUUGGAUUGUUCGUACGAGGCCUAACUAGCGACCUGAUUUGCGCAGGAAUGAGACUGGCUGCAUGAGAAACAAGCAAAAAGAAGCACAACACCAAGUUAGUUCCGUUU
Molecule: messenger RNA, 3020 nt
Organism: Exophiala xenobiotica
Lineage: Eukaryota; Fungi; Ascomycota; Eurotiomycetes; Chaetothyriales; Herpotrichiellaceae
Exons: 1
Coding region: 123-2843 (906 amino acids)
Biological process (GO): mitotic cell cycle; microtubule nucleation; cytoplasmic microtubule organization
Cellular component (GO): spindle pole; centrosome; equatorial microtubule organizing center
Molecular function (GO): gamma-tubulin binding; microtubule minus-end binding
Source: RefSeq, a predicted model, not a curated record